This is a messenger RNA of Orbicella faveolata, 1050 nucleotides long. RefSeq names its product leucine-rich repeat-containing protein 71-like. The record is from RefSeq and is a predicted model, not a curated record. Lineage: Eukaryota; Metazoa; Cnidaria; Anthozoa; Scleractinia; Merulinidae. Gene Ontology annotation, molecular function: protein binding.
CAUGACUUGCAACCGGUGCUUAACGCGAGGAAAUAGGCGACCAGCGCCAAGCGCGGGAAAACCUGCAACCGACGCCCAGGCCCAACUCUAAAUUUAAGUGUAACUGGAUCGCAUUGCUUCUAAACGAGUUUCUGCAGGGAGCACGGUGGCAAUGUAAUUAUUGCUUCUUUGUCAAGGAUUUUCACUUUGUAGCAAAAUCACUAGUCGAGCUAAUCUGAAAUAGCUGUGCACAUGUAUGUUCAGUGCUAACAAUUACAUUUCAUUGGAAUGUUUGUUUUCCAGGACACAAAAAAGCAAGAAACAGAAAAAGCGAAGAAAAUUGGCUCCACGGAAACUAUCAACAAGAGCGUUGGUAAAGGAAAGAAAGUAACGAAUACGAAGGGAGACAAGAAAGUGCAACAACCUGAACAGGAGCAACCAGAAGUCGUGGAGUUUCCUAAUCCACUCCUUGAACAUCCUAUCAAGGAAGAGAAUGGUGAAAUUAUUAUCCCUGGAAACAGAGCGCUUAUUAACCUCAACUUGUCACGGAAUAAAAUUGGUGAAAUAGGAGUGGAGGCUUUUCUUAUUUCUAUACAAAGACAGGCAGAGGUUUCGUCAUCUGGUAAACCAACAGGACUCAUGAGGCUUUCAAUGAGUAGAAACCGUUUUCCACCCGAAAACGGCUCUUAUCAACGCCUUAUGGAACUAAUGCAAACACGGGAUCCAUUUUACAAACCUCCACAACCAAGCCCUGUUGACGAGACUGGAGCGUCGACCAAGGACGAAGCUUGAUUUGUACUGUUGAAAGAAAGCUAUUGAUGCCUGAGAGAGAUGUAUGUCUUGGCAAAACAACACACAAUUCAUUCUUAGAUAUUUCUGUUAGAUUUAGCGGGUGGUGAGGAAGACUUUCCGUUAGGUCAAAACAAUUAGUAUUGAAGUCGAAGAUAAUUUGAUUCUAUUUCAAUGUGCGUUGAAUAGUCAUCACUUCAACUAAUGUGUAAAGAACAUUUUUUGUUAUAGUUAUUUAUUGACACUGUAUUUUAUUGUAAAUAAAACACCUGUUAUAUUGUU